ACAUGACUGGUCUAGGAUAUAUGAGAGCUUCGAUGUCUCACAACCCUAUGGGUCUCCACGGCCAGUUACAGGGAUACCUUUUUAUACUGGAUAACAUAGAAUGAGUCAUUGACCAACUCCGUGCAAGGCCGGCAGUCCGUCAACAUAACCGCGCAUAAACUUUUAGCUAUGAGCUGCGUGUUUCGACCUGACCGUCGUCAAGCUAUCUUUACGUUCCUUGCUCUUGUGAGGAAUCGUGACCGGCGUUUGCAAAUGUACACUGUGUGUUCCCGUGACGAAGUCAGCGUUUUUGCUGAGAUAAAAGUGAACCGAAUAUAUUCCUAUAUAUGAAAUUAUAGGUGACUGAAAUUUAGGAUGUCGAUGUGUGUUGUGAAUUACUGUGUUCACGUGUCUCCUUUAUUGGACCCGAUGCUUCAAGAUGUCUCCAGUGUUGUCGUGGAUGCUUGUUGAGUUGCAAUGAUACUGUGCUGUGUUAUAUUUCGGCGUUCGUAUCUUCAUACCCACCGCUACUGCAUUAUGGUGACGUCAGAGGAGGGCCAGUUCUUCCUCAAAGCCGCUGAUGACACAUCAACGGUGUGUGGCAUGUACAUCAUCACAGAUCCAGACAGACGCGUUGAGGUGCAUUUCGAGCAUUUGGACGUUCCUUGUCAGAACGGGGGGCUGGUCUCGUUCGUGGAUGGCUGGGAGCUGAAUGGGCAGUUCUUUCCAAGUCCAGAAGACCACCCCAAGCCACUGAACCUGAGGUAUCGGGAGUUCUGCGGACAGCGAAGAGUGAAGCAGGUCCUGGAGUCCUCGCAAAACGCAGCACUCAUACAGUACAGGAUGCCGCAUCGGGGCAAGGGGUUCAGCUUCACUGUUCGCUUCCUCAAGAAUUCGAUGCCUUGCAACAUCUUGCUGGAGGGCACAGCUGAUGUGUAUACACUGCGUAACUAUGGAAAGCAUGUGAACUGCAGUGUAACCACGCUGUUCCCGGCCAAAGUGAAGGUCCUCAGCUUGAAUGUGGGGCUGCAGGAUGAAGGGCUGGAGACAGGCACCAUCCACAAGUGCCAGAAACGAGGAUUACCUGACUAUGUGCAGCUUGGAGGCUCACAGGGGCUUGACACUACACAUCUUGUAGUUGCCGACUCCCUCUGUGGGAUGGAUUCUAAACCAGGCAGUACAGUGCAGACCAUAUUUUGUGGGGUCACCACUGUGAGACUUGUGUCCAGUGGGCAGUGUGACAAUGCAGUCACCAUAACCCUGCAGCAGGCAGGCGAGGAUGAUAUCAUGGAGGCUAGCCUCAUAUGUGGUCUCUGAACAAUUCAUGCAGGUUAUGUGAGGUCAGCCAUCUUUGUGUCAUCAUUGUAUCCCAUCACUUGCCACCAGCCGUAGCACUUCUCUCAUCGGUCCUAACUACAGCAGAAUCCAGUUCCAAUAUUCAUAAUUUCUCUUUCUUUUAUGUUAUUAUUGUUGUUUGUGUUCCAUAUAUUUGUGAUGUUCAUCUAGUGUAUGCCAUACAGGAGUCCAAGAG
This is a messenger RNA of Cryptotermes secundus, 1510 nucleotides long. Its product is annotated as corticotropin-releasing factor-binding protein. Gene Ontology annotation, molecular function: corticotropin-releasing hormone binding. Gene Ontology annotation, biological process: negative regulation of corticotropin-releasing hormone receptor activity; hormone-mediated signaling pathway; negative regulation of corticotropin secretion. The record is from RefSeq and is a predicted model, not a curated record. Lineage: Eukaryota; Metazoa; Arthropoda; Insecta; Blattodea; Kalotermitidae. The transcript has 7 exons. The coding region runs from base 457 to 1296 and encodes 279 amino acids.